Messenger RNA from Alnus glutinosa, 1645 nucleotides. RefSeq lists its product as uncharacterized. The coding region runs from base 311 to 1393 and encodes 360 amino acids. NCBI's taxonomy places the organism in Eukaryota, Viridiplantae, Streptophyta, Magnoliopsida, Fagales, Betulaceae. The record is from RefSeq and is a predicted model, not a curated record. The transcript has 3 exons.
AGAAUGCUGCUUCAUUUUUUGGUCGUAUUUUGUUAAUUUUUGACAAGUUCUCGUUUUAAUUGUUGGUAGUAGUUUAAGUUUUCAAUUUCUGCUGUCCCUGGAGUGUAUACUGGUUGAUUGAUGUGGAACCAUCUUGUGGGUCGUUGAAUGUGUGGUUAAUAAUUAGGUUUUAAUUGAGCAAGUGGACUCUUGAGAACCCCAUAAGCAAAUUUGGAGAUGCAAUCUAAGAAGGAACAGAGAGGGACAAGAUUGUAGAUUUUCUGGGGAGUCCUGCUUGUUUGAUGCGUGCUCGCUUUGGCGCUUAAACGCCAUGGAUGGUAAAUUUGAAGCCCGGCUCAGUGACGACUCAGCUCAUGAUGCUAAAGACAAAGUACUGAUCCCAAAUUGUUUCACCUCAGGGGGAAUUAGGUUUCAUCCUGGUGUAGAGGCCUUGUCGAGCAUAGAAGAUAGAGACCCAUCAGGCAAUGCUUCAGAGUCUGGAAGUUGUAAUGCUCCAUUGGAGAAAAAGGAUGCUAUGAAAGUGUGGCAAGACAUGAAACAGAAUGGUUUCCUCUCGCUACCUGCAUGCAAACCAGCUCCAAGAAAGGAUGUCACGAAGCACAAACAUGACAUGGCUAGUAGAAAAAAGAAGUUUGCAAAGAUAGAACAGGUUAACAGGUUCACUAAGGUUGCUGCUGCACCAAGUGGGUUGCUGGGAGAACUGAACCCUGGGAUCAUAAACCGCUUAAGAAACAGUAAUCAGGUCUAUUCAAUAAUUGAGGCCUUGGUUAGAGGUGAAAAGUUAGAAAAUACUCAAAGCAUGCAGAAAAGCCGGUUUAAAAAGGAAAUUAGGGAUAAUGAUGCGAAUGAACGUUUCAAUACUCUAUCAAGGGGCAGUCAAGUCAGUGCACACCUUAUGUACCCCAGUAGGCCUGUGCAUAUCAAUUCAGAACACAAAGGAGGGGUGAUUUGUGAUUUGAGUGUAGCGGUGAGAAAGGGUGAAUAUCAUGGGGAUGAAAAACAUGAAGUAAGGUCAUGGUCGUCUGAAACAACGGCUUCAGAGAAUGCGGAAUCUGAUUAUGAAACCGUGUCAACAGAUAAUACAAGUUCUCAGGAAGAGUCAUCAGAGAAUGCAAUGGAUUCUCCUUUUAACCCCAAAGCAUUAAGGUGUAGUAGGAUGAGGGUUCAGGAUGUACUCCAAAAAGAACUGCCUUUUCUAUUAUCAAAAGAGUUCUCAACUAUCAAAAAAGAUGACCAAUUCUCUGCUGCUGAAUAUCCCGCGAGUAUAAUUGCUUGCACGCAUCAAGAAAAGUGGACUGCACUGUUUGAUCAGAUGGAUGAAGCACUUGAUGCGGAAAUGAAUCAUCUAGAGAUCUGGUUGAACCAAGUAGAAGAAAUGCAGUUCCUCGGGUAAUGCAUGCCGCAUUUCAAUUGUUAUGCAAGACAUAAGAUCAGCACCAGGCAUAUCAGAGUGUUAUACCACCUGCUGCUUUUUUACUUUUGCAAUUGACUGUUGUAAUCAGUGAAGCUAUUUGCUUGAGGUUCCUAAAGUAUUGUUCUUAUAUGUCCAAACCAUUUACAAACAUUCAUGUGCUACUGUGCAAGUCUGUCUGGACUGCCAACUCUUUCAUUAAGAGUUCUUCAUGAAAUUCAUGUUCCAUGCUCA